GCUGUUGCUAUCGUUGGGGUCCAGUUGGGCGAUAAUCUUUCGUGAUGAAGCGCCCGUCGUGCGAACCAGCUUGGGUCGUAUCCAGGGCAGUACGAUGACGACGUUUCGGGAUAAAACCAUUUACGCCUUUCGAGGCAUACCCUACGCUCAGCCACCAGUGGAGGAGCUACGUUUUAUGCCACCGGAACCUGUACAGCCUUGGGGUGACGAUGUGGUGCUGAAGGCUACUUCGGACUCGUUGGUUUGUCCGCAGACGGGUCUCACAAUUUUCAUGAGCGAGGACUGCUUGAAGAUAAAUGUCUUUACCAAGAGUUUCGACACUCUGUUGCCAGUAAUCGUGUACAUUCAUGGCGGUGCCAAUGUAUUGGGCAGCGGACACAGCAUCUAUGAGGCUGGGCCGCAGUACUUGCUCGAUCAGGAUGUGGUGUUUGUGGCCUUUAAUUAUCGUUUGGGCGCUCUGGGUUUUCUGAGCACGGGCGCUGCCACCGAUUUUAAAGGUAACUACGGCUUCCUAGACCAACAGAUGGCCUUAGGAUGGGUGCAGUCUCAUAUUUCAACCUUCGGCGGUGAUUCCCAAAAGGUGACCAUUCUCGGCAUGAGUGCCGGCUCUAUGGCUGUGAGUCUACACUUAACUUCGCCACUGUCCGAAGGACUGUUUCAUCGCGCCAUACUUAUGAGUGGCUCGGCCACGAACCAUUUCGAUAUCGAUAAUAUCUUCUGGACACGUAAACUGGCCCGCGAGGUGGGCUGUCCCAUGUAUGAUCCCACUGAUGUAGUCGGCUGCUUGCGUAAUAUUAGUUGGAAGCGCAUUGUCGAGGUCUGCUCCACCUGGGAGCCCUAUCAGUUUAUCAAUAUGAAGUGGAACUAUGAGAUCGAUGGACGCUUUCUGCCAACAUACCCCACCGAUAUAAUUGCCAGUGGCGCCUUCAAUCGCGUGCCAUUGCUAGUUAGCUUUGCGGCUAAUGAACUGGACUAUACGGUAAAUAAGCAUCUGGAAAACAAUCAUCUGCUGCACGACAUCAAUGUGAACUUCAAUGACUAUGCCCCGGAACUAUUUCUAUAUAACUAUGAUGCUCGCAAGAGCAAAGUGUUGAAGCGCUUCUAUCUCGGCAAGGACGUGGACGAGAUCAAUGAGCAAAAUAUACAAAAGUUUGGACAGAUUUUCUCGGAUGGCAUCAUAGGCCAUGGCGUGCAUCGUUUGGUCGAUUUGGCCCGUCAGCACACGAACGUCUAUUACUCCCGCAUGGACUAUGUGGGGCAUCGCAGUCUUUCAGCGCCAAAGAAUGACAAAAAUGAGUUCGACGGUGUCGGCCAUGCGGAUGAUUUGCAAUACGUAAUGCCCGGUACUUGGUAUGGAAUGUUAUUGGACAAGAAUAGCAGCGAUGUCUUUAUGAUGGAACGUCUCACCAAAUGGUUUGCGUGCUUUGCCAAAUAUGGGCGACCAACUCUGAGGAGGAAAACGUGGCCAGCCUGCAAUGCGACCAGUUGUCAGCUGCUCUAUAAUGGUUUCGAGACUGAGUUGGGCGAACUGGCAUAUACUAAGCGUUAUGCCGUUUGGGAUAAACUAUUUCCCAAGCCCACCAAGCCAGGAAAAAGCGUUGCCGCUGUCGCUCAAAGCCAGCUUGCAGUUGCCAGUUUGUUGGCCAUACUCGUAUCGCUGCUCGUACUUUUGUGAAAAUUAAUGUAGCUAUUAGGUGUGGAAAAAGCUUAUCAAUAGGCCGUUUAGAUUACGCUAAUGACGUUUGCUCGCCUUUGAAUUUCCACUGUGAAUGCGUGUGUGUGUGUGUGUUCUCGGUGGAACUAUUUACUUUGAUUAAUUAAUCAACAAAGGCGUGAGAUUUUCUGUAUUUGAGUUGUGUGCGUGUAUCUGUGUGUGAGUGUGUGACAGAGUGUGUGUGUGUGUGUGGAGUUGUUACCCACUGCCUGUGGGCAAUUAGUCUUUGGGGCAGCUUAAAUAUACAUUAAUUUGUCUUUAAA
Scaptodrosophila lebanonensis is the source of this 1977-nucleotide messenger RNA. Its product is annotated as esterase E4. NCBI's taxonomy places the organism in Eukaryota, Metazoa, Arthropoda, Insecta, Diptera, Drosophilidae. Bases 95 to 1675 code for a protein of 526 amino acids. The record is from RefSeq and is a predicted model, not a curated record. The transcript has 3 exons.